UUGAUUCCAGCGUUAACCCUCUUUGACCCCUGAGUGAUUUGACUUUCCGGAAUACCCGCAAGAGCUGGAACACACUCUUUACCAGCAAACACCGCUUUUCUACAUCUAAAGACAGGAUCGACCGUAUUCUUCUUUCUCCUUGCGAUAACCUUGAGAUAUACUUUCAGACGGCAGCCGGCCGUUUGUUGACAUUCAUCAUGGACAACCCCGAGCUGCGACAACGAAAACAACCACCGUCUACCGAUGGUGCGAAAGGACCGCAGCAGCCCAACGAGCCGGAGCCCCGCCUAAAGCAUGGCAUCCCCAUGCAAAUCGUCCGAUCACUUCUUCUGGCAACAUUUUUCAACUGUUGCGCCGUGGUCACCAUCGUGACUCAACUGCUUGGAACGCCGUUAUACGUGAUAAAUAAAGAUUGGUACUACUCGUAUAUGGCAAUGACCAAGCAAGCCUUUGGUUUGGUGAUUAGCUUUCUUACCGAGUGGGGUUGUCCAACUCCGGUUCGAGUCUGCGGUGAUGCGAGCGUGCGAGGCCAGAUUCAUUUGAUGGAAGAUGGGCGGUUGAAGGCGCAAUUUUCAGAACGUAUGGUAUUGGUUGCCAACCAUCAGGUCUACACAGAUUGGAUCUAUAUAUGGUGGCUUGCCUACACCAACGUGAUGCACGGCCGAGUGUUCAUUAUUCUCAAGGAAUCCCUCAAGUAUAUCCCGCUCCUUGGUCAGGGUAUGAUGUUUUAUGGCUUCAUUUUCAUGGCUCGCAAGUGGCUUUCUGAUAAGCCACGACUUCAGCAUCGUUUGGAAAAGCUCAAGACCAAGCACGAGGGUUCCAAGUCCGAAGAUCCGGAGUACGAUCCCAUGUGGCUUUUGAUCUUCCCCGAAGGGACGAAUCUAUCCAUCAACACCAAGCGCCGUAGCGACGCAUAUGGGAAGAAAGUAGGAAUUCCGCCUCUGAGGCACGCAUUGCUUCCCCGAUCGACCGGUCUUUUCUUCUGUUUGCAGCAAUUGAAGGGAACUGUGGACUGGGUGUACGACUGCACGGUAGCUUACGAAGGACCUCCAAGAGGAAGCUACCCCGAUAAGUACUUUACACUCCGAUCAACAUGCUUGCAAGGACGGCCACCAAAGUGCGUCAACAUGCACUGGAGGCGGUAUCGAGUCUCUGAGAUUCCGUUAGAUGACCAGAAGGAUUUUGAGAAAUGGCUUCUGGCACGGUGGACGGAGAAGGACCAACUGAUUGAAGAGUGCUAUGAGACCGGUCGGUUCCCUACCGACUUGGCUGGAACCAUCGAAACCGGGUACGGGUCUGAGAAGCAGAAAAUUGCUGCUUCCAACGGAUAUGCCGAGACAUCUAUAUUUGGAGUGUUAUUUGGCGUUGCGCUUAUCUCAGCGCUACAAACUACCAUGACGACUCUAGAGAAUGGCCAUACCAAUGGCCUGAAUGGCGAAUCCCAACCUUCCUCCCUUAACCAGCGCUUCUCCGACAUUCCUUCGGCCAUCGAUAUUCCCGCGUCGACCCUCGAUAGCGAAGUCGAGGUCAGUCUCGAAGGACUCCCCGAUGACCCGACUGAACUGUGCACGUUGCUGGAGAACGAAAAAGCCGCGAAGAACUUCUGGGUGAUCAUCGCGCUCGCGUACGCGAAGCAGAAACAGAUCGAUCAUGCCAUCGACAUCCUCAAUAAAGGCCUGGCCUCGGUGGCUCAUGGAGCGACCAAGGAGAAGCUCGUGCUGCUGGGCUGGGUGUGCUGGCUUUUGAUGCUGAAGAGUCGGCAGGCGCCUCGCGUUGCGUCGGAAGGGGAGCUGUACACGGAGGCCAAGACUAAGGAUUACUAUCUGCAGCUAGCGACGUCGACGCUGAACGAGGCAUCGCGGUUGAAUCCUGCGUUUCCGCCGUUGUUCCUGGCGAGAGGUGUCUUGUCGCUGCUGCGCGCUUCGUUGUACCCUCCGCGACCUGUUCGGCCGGGGACUGUGGAUACAUCUGAGAGAGUGGAAUCGCUACGACAGGCAUUGAAAUGCUUUGAUGAAUCGUCCAAGGCCUUUGGCGGCCGGAACAUAAUGGCUAUCAUGGGACGUGCCAGAGCGCAAUAUCUACUGGGAAGAUACGCGGAUGCGCUGGAUGGGUAUCAAAAGGCUCUGAUGAGGAUGCCCAACCUGACCGACCCGGAUCCGCGAAUUGGUAUCGGCUGUUGCUUAUGGCAGCUUGGAUUCAAGGACCAGGCGAAGGGUGCUUGGGAGCGGGCACUAGCUUUGAACCCUGACUCCAAGGUUGCCAAUAUCCUACUCGCAGUCUACUAUCUCUACGACAGCUCUCGGCACGCGACAACCGACCCCGCGUUUGGUUCGCUAUACAAGGUUGCGAUGACACAAUACACUCAAAAAGCUUUCAAGCUCGACAAGGAAUAUCCAAUGACAUGCGCCCUGUUCGGAAGCUAUUUCCUUCUGCGAAAGUCCUACUCCACGGUCGACACACUAGCCCGUAAAGCCAUUGAACACACGGACGUGAUGUCGAUCGCCAGUGACGGGUGGUACCUCUUAGGACGGAAAGCGCACUACGAGAGCGAUCUCGCACGCGCUGCCGAAUAUUACAACCGCUCCGACCAGGCGCGGGGAGGCGGGGAUAAGGGGUAUCUGCCUGCCAAAUUCGGCACGGUACAGAUGCAAGUGAGCAACAAGGACCACGACGGAGCCAAGUUCCGACUGGAGAAGAUCAUCCAGCAGACGAAGAACCCCGAGUGUAUGAUUCUUCUCGGUGCUCUGCACGCGGAGGAGGUCUUUGCCGCGCAGCGGAGUGGUAGCAAAGAAGACAAGUCUGCAGAGGCUAAGAAAGCGAUCAGCCUGCUAGAGUCUGUCCGUGCACUGUGGAAAGAAACUGGUGGGAAGAAAAUCUCGCCAGAUGAGUCGGUACUGGUGUACCUGGCUCGGCUGUACGAGCAGACAGCUCCCGAGAAGAGCAUGCAAUGCCUGACGCAGCUGGAGCAGAUGCAACUGGCGGAGGUCCCCGCUAGCGGGCUCCCGGACGACGUCGAGGAUGAGGACAAGAGGAACGCGCUUCUGCGGGAGAACCUUCCGCCGCCGCUUCUGAACAACAUGGGCUGUUUCCUGUACCAGAACGAAAAGAUCGACCAGGCACGCGCGAUGUUCCAGACGGCGUUGAACGCAUGCGUCAAGUCCCAGGAGAAGGAGUCCGACGCCGACACCGACGCACUCGUGACUACGGUCAGCUACAACCUCGGUCGGACAUACGAAUCAUCCGAUAUGCCCGAGGAAGCCAAGAAGGUCUACGAGGGACUAUUGGAGCGACAUGCAGACUACACUGAAGCGAACGCACGGUUGACAUACAUUGCUCUCCGACAGAGUCCUACAGAUGAAGGACCGAAGCGGAUGGCCAAGUUGUACGAAGUUGACUCGACGAACCUUGAAGUGCGGGCGCUGUUCGGGUGGUACCUGAGCAAAUCGAAGAAGCGGGCCACCAAUUUGGCGGAAGACCACGAGCAGCGACACUACAAGCACACGCUGCAAUAUCAUGAUAAGCAUGACCGGUACUCGCUCACGGGAAUGGGUAACGUCCACUUGGUAACGGCCCGAGACAUGCGCCGCGACACAGACCAAGAGAAAGAAAAGCGACGCAAGAUGUACGAGCGUGCCGUCGAAUUCUUCGACAAGGCGCUCCAAUUGGAUUCUCGGAACGCCUAUGCGGCUCAGGGUAUUGCGAUUGCCCUGGUUGACGACCGCAAAGACCACGCAACGGCGGUACACAUCUUCUCGCGGAUCCGCGAUACCUUGAAAGACGCCAGUGUGUACCUGAACCUUGGGCACGUGUAUGCCGAACUGCGCCAGUAUUCGCGCUCGAUUGAGCACUACGAAUCGGCUCUCUCUAAGGACCGUGCGCGCGACGCGCAAAUCUUGGCAUGUCUGGGCAGGGUCUGGUUGCUUCGAGGCAAGCAGGAGACGAACCUAUCCGCCAUGAAGACAGCCCUAGAGUACGCACAGCGAGCCCUCAGCGUCACCCAGGGACAGGUACAUCUGGAAUUCAACGUCGCGUUCGUCCAAAACCAAAUCGCACAGCUGGCAUACGGCCUACCCGAGACCCAGAAGACGGUGAAAGAAGUAGAAGAAGCCGCAGCGGGUCUCAAUGAAGCCGUGGAGACGUUCGGGCGCUUGGCCAAGGCCAAGAACCCGCCAUAUCCGGCGGAUUCCCUGGAACAGCGUGCGAACAUGGGCAAGACCAUCAUGAAACAGCUGGACCGUGCGUUGCAGAAGCAGAAGGAAUACGAAGAGAAGAACGCCAGCAAACUACAGCAGGCUCGGGAGGCCCGGGAAGUCGCUAUCCGGAAACGGGAAGAGGAUGUGCUCAAGGCGCGCGAGAUGGAACAAGAACGUAAGAAGAAGGUCGCAGAGGAGCGACAGGCAAUGGUUGAAGAAGCGCAGCGUCUAGCUGAAGAGCGGAUGGCGCGCGAGCGAGAAAAGGAAGAGGCGGUUAUGACGACGGACUCGGACACAGGUGACAAGGUCAAGCGGAAGAAGAAGUCGUCGAAGCGCAAGAAGAAGGAUGAUGACUUCAUCAGCGAGGGUGAAGGGGAAGGCGAAGGUGGAAGCGGUGAUGAAGAAGAAGACGGUGGUGCAAGCCGCAAGAAGCAGCGCAAGACAAAGAAGAAGAAGAAGCCGAGUGAGGAUGCAGAGAGCGGAGACGAGGAUGAAGGCGCUGCACCUAAGAAACGACGCAGGCUGGAACGGCGGUCUGGCGGAAAGGUGCAGCAGGGCAAGUUUAAGAGUAGUGAGGUCGUGGAGUCGUCUGAUGAGGACGAUGCUGAACCUGCGGUGACGGAAGACAAGGAUGAGGAGAUGCGUGAUAGCGCACCUGCAGAAGGGCAAGGGGAUGAGGAAGAUGAUGCGGUGCAGCGACGACGGAGCAAGCCCAGCCGCCGUGUUGCUGAUGAUGAGGAUGAAGAGGAGGCAGGAGAGACUGGAGCUGGUGGUGGCGGCGACGAGGACGAGGAUGACUUGUUCAAUGACAAGGGGGAUGAAGACACGGAGAUGAAGGAGGAUGAAUAAUUCUCUACUGUGUUUACUAUGGUCUCUGUACUUAAUUGACGGCGUUGAAUGGAUUGUAUACUAUGAAUGAGCACGUGGGCUACUUCUUCCUGUAUAGAUAUCACGUGCGCGAAAGUUCAGCUAACCAGCGACCGGCACAAACCUUGAGGGAAAUAGGGGCUUCUAGAAGACGGCAACAUGUUUGCUUUUACUACUCCAGCACGAUGACCUCAAGUACAGAGUACGCGAGCAAACAUCGAAUCUAGC
Aspergillus glaucus CBS 516.65 is the source of this 5288-nucleotide messenger RNA. Its product is annotated as putative RNA polymerase II transcription elongation factor (Ctr9). Gene Ontology annotation, molecular function: RNA polymerase II complex binding; acyltransferase activity. Gene Ontology annotation, biological process: regulation of DNA-templated transcription. The record is from RefSeq and is a predicted model, not a curated record. The transcript has 6 exons. Lineage: Eukaryota; Fungi; Ascomycota; Eurotiomycetes; Eurotiales; Aspergillaceae. Gene Ontology annotation, cellular component: Cdc73/Paf1 complex. Bases 198 to 5042 code for a protein of 1614 amino acids.